Glossina fuscipes is the source of this 2973-nucleotide messenger RNA. RefSeq names its product sterol O-acyltransferase 1. Gene Ontology annotation, cellular component: endoplasmic reticulum membrane. Lineage: Eukaryota; Metazoa; Arthropoda; Insecta; Diptera; Glossinidae. The transcript has 4 exons. The record is from RefSeq and is a predicted model, not a curated record. The coding region runs from base 730 to 2469 and encodes 579 amino acids. Gene Ontology annotation, biological process: cholesterol metabolic process.
UAAGCGCCAAACAAACAAACAUAGUUGAAUCGACCAGAGUCUAUCUAAUCUACUCUAAUCUAUUAAUUUUCAAAUAAUUUGCCUCUCUAAUAACACGCAUUAGUUAUAAAAAGUGUGACUAGCUGUGAAUAGCUUUCAGUUAAUCGACAGUUGGUUUCUCUUUGAGCGAGUACAUGUUUAGAUUAUUAAAGCGCAUUAAAAAAAAACUCACCAUUCCUUUAAUAACAUUUGGAAUUAAAUACUUCCUUAUCGCCCUUAUUGAGCUCAUUUUCCAGUUUAUCUUCAAUUUCUCUUAUAUUAAACGAUAUUAACUGUAUAAAUCAAUUGUAUUAGUAUUAGACAAACCGAAGGGCGAGAUAGAGAUGAGAACAAUCGGCAGUAAACAGUAACAGGCAUAGUUCCUCUCUCUAUAAUAAAAGUGAACUAUUAUAGCAUAACGUUAUGACAAUAAGUGAAAACAAUGAGCUCUGAUUAUGCAGAAGCAUAGAAAACAUAGUUAAAUAAAGAUGAAAGGAGUUCAAAAGUCUGCUUUGUGCAUGUGUUUAUGAUAUUUACUCAACCAUUUGUUGCACCAGAAAAUCAAGUAAUGAACGUGCAAGUCAAAGUUUAGUGCAAAAACAGAUUCAAACAGUGAAGACAGUGAAGAAAUUGGAAAAUUUGUUAAUCUUAGGAUUAGUAUAAAACAAGAAUUAAAACAGAGGCAAAAAUUUUAGAUUCGAUGAUAAAAUCAUGGAGAACGCAGUUAAUAGUAGAAUUAAAAAAGAUUGCUUAGGAAAUGAAAUAGAUAGGGGAUAUAAUAAUGCACUUAAUAAUGAUCAAACAAUGGACGUUGUGCGUCAUAAAUUGGAGCUAUUUCAAGCAAUUAUUUUAAAAGAUGUACAAAAACAUGUUAAGAAUUGCUUAGACGAGGUCAUGCAAGAACUUCGACAACAACAUGUGCAAAGUCAGGAGUUUGCCAAUUUUGCCCAAGCAGAACAUCAACAGAAAACCGGUAUUUGGACAAAUCGCCAGAUGGGAACAAUAGCAGCAGCAACCACUAACACUAGUAAAGAAAAUCCAGUAGUUGAUCAUAACAACAAAGACAAACAACAUAUACAAGAGACAAUAAACAAUGUCGGCAAAACAAUACGUCAUUUACCUGAUAAGAUAUUUACGACACGUGAAUCAUAUUUAACUGCUUUGCUGAAGGUUGACCAUAUGAAAACGAUUUAUCAUAUAUUUUACGCAAUAUUUACAGUUUUUCUCUUGAAUACCAUAGUGCAGGAUUAUUUGGCGAAGGGCAGUUUCAAAAUCGGUUCGGAUACUUUUCGUACAUCGUUCGCCAAGAUUCAAUAUGUGCUAUUGGUGUGGCUGCUGCAGCAUGUAUUUGUUUUUGGAAUUUACUAUGCUUGCCGUUUGUGGGCUUCGUGGAGGGAGAUAUUACAACCGCAAAGCUUUACCGGUAAGCUGUGGUCUUGCGCCUGUCUAACCCUGUACGCGCUAAGUCAAUUUUCAUUUUUAAUUAUCGCUUGUUUUCUAAAUUUUAAACUGGAUUUACCUUUUGCAUCGGGAAUUGUCUUGCAAUUGGAAACGAUACGUCUGCUAAUGAAAAUGCACGCGUUUGUGCGCACUAAUAUUCCGCGCGUACUCCACGGCAAAGUCAAGACGGACGAUCAGUUAACACAACAUGCCAUAGCCAUAGCUUUCCCAUCCUUUAGUUGGUACUUGUAUUUUCUGUUUGCUCCCACUCUAGUCUAUCGCGAUUUUUAUCCUCGUUCGUCGCGCAUUCGAUGGAAAUUUGCUUUGUCCCGUUUCAUGGAAGUUGUCGCAAUAGCUUUCCUAUACAGUUACAUUUGUGAAUGCUACAUUGUACCCAACUUUAGUGAUUUCGGUAAACAUUCUUUCAACAUUUCAUUUAUAACGGUUAAGUUAUUUGCUUCACUUAUGCCUUUCACGAUGAUCCUCUUAACCGGCUUCUAUAUGAUCUUACAUGCUUGGCAUAAUUUCACUGCUGAAUUGUUACGCUUUGGCGAUCGAAUGUUUUACAAGGAUUGGUGGACUGCUUCCAAUUACGAUACCUAUUAUCGCAAAUGGAACGUAAUAGUCCAUGAUUGGCUAUACGAAUAUAUCUAUAAAGACUUUUACAUCUAUGUAUUUAAGGGUUCGAAAUUUUUAUCAUCACUCGUCGUUUUUUGGAUAUCAGCUCUAUUUCAUGAUAUACCGUUAUGUUUCAGUUUGCAUUUAUUCUUUCCCGCCAUAUGCAUAUUCUUGGGCCUACUUGGAGUACUUUUAGUAUUCAUUACUCGUUUAGCACCGAAGAAUUUCGGUAAUUUUGCUUUAUGGUUUAGCUUAAUAGUGGGUAAUGGAGCACUAGUUGCCGCCUAUUGCACAGAAUAUUACGCCCGAUUUAAUUGCCCAAAAUUGAUUGAAAAUUGGUGGAAUCAUUUACUUCCUCAUAUGUGGUAUUGUUAUCAUAAUAAUAAUAUUUGAAAGCUAACUAUGGAGUAAUGUCCGAAACACAAUACGAAAAAUAAAUAAUUUUAAGCAAUUGUUUAUUAAAUUAAAUUUAAUUAAUGAAGUUUGUAAUAAAAUUGUUAAAUACUUUCUAAAUUAAGAGAAAUUAGUUUUUGUGAGUACAAGUUGAGUUUAAAGAACGAUGUCAAGACAUCUUUGUUAAGAAUUACAUCAAGAAGAAGAAGCAUUUAAAACUUUAAGCAGAAAUGAAUGAAUGUUAGCUUGAUAACUUAUUGUAAUUUGGCUAAAAAAAAAGAGGUCUCCAAUAGGAAUAAUAACCGAUCAAUCCCCGAUCUAUUACAUCUUGAACGCAUUAUUGCGGUUUCAAUUCCUAGGGUACAGUAAGUACAACUAACACAGGAAAAAAAUGAACAAGAAAAAGUGAUAUUAGAUUUAGGCUCUGACUCGUUUACCAAUUACCAUCAGCAGAAAUUCCAUGCCCACGGUCAGACCUAUCAAUGUGCAGGUCUAUUAUCGUUA